AUGACCUGCCGGGUGCUGGCACCGGAGAUCUUCCAUGAAGUCAGGACCAAGUCCCAGUCUGCCUUUCGUGGCAGUUUCUCGGAGGCCGGAAAGGAGAUCUCUUCCGAGGAGGAGUAUCAGGCUGUUCGCAAGGCCGUGUACAGCUGUCCCUUCAAAGCCAUCCGGUGGACCCGACAGCCCAGCAUGAGGCCUUCAACCUCAAGCUUCGUGUACGAGGGCUAUCCCAAGCAGAUAGAGGGCGAUGUCUACUACAUGGGGCUGUCAGACAAGACCACCUUUGGAUCCGCCGGAUUUUUCAUCCGCUGCGCUGGCGGCCAGAAUGUCCUCAUCGACCCUCCCAUAGCACAUCCGAAGCUCUUGGAAGCCGUGUCCCGCAUGGGCGGUGUGCAACAUUUGCUCUUCACUCACGUGGAUCACACCCAUAACGUGACAGCUUGGCACAAAGCCACGAAAGCUCCGAGACUGAUGCACCGGGCAGAUGUCGUCGAAACCCACAGCGAGUACAGCCCUUUCCCGGUGACCAAAGACUUCGAAGCCCUUUUGGACCUAGAGCCCCUCGAAAGCACCUUUCUGGACGGGGUGCCAGACCUUCGGAUCAUUGCCACUCCUGGCCAUACCCCGGGCAGCAUCAUGUUCCUCUACAAGGGCCGCUUCCUCUUCACUGGAGACUCUUUGGCUUUUUCACCCGCCAAAGGCCACCUCCAUGCGUUUCGCAUUCAGACGUUUCAGAGCUGGAGCCUUCAAGCAGAGUCGUUGCAACGGCUGCUCAGCUACAAGUUCUGCUGGGUUCUACCUGGGCAUGGUGAUUGGAAGAAGUACGACACCGCUGCGGAGGCGCAGGCGGACUUGCGCACCUGUGUAGAUUGGAUGUUGCAACAGGAGUCUGGGAGAACUUGGUUGCCACGCUAUGUGCUGUGGACGAUGGUGCGGCCAAAGACAGGCGGCCUCCGACAGCUUCUCAUCGACAGCUUACUGCUUCCUCAGGGGGCGAAGGACCAGUUUCCCAAUUGGACGCUGCCCAGCUGGAUCUUCUCCCUGACCUUGGCCCUGCCUUGCUUUGCGAUGGUGGCCCUGCAGCUGUGCCGAGUGCAGAAGUGA
Symbiodinium sp. CCMP2456 is the source of this 1098-nucleotide messenger RNA. The record is from the annotation of a GenBank genome assembly. NCBI's taxonomy places the organism in Eukaryota, Dinophyceae, Suessiales, Symbiodiniaceae.